Trypanosoma grayi is the source of this 6204-nucleotide messenger RNA. RefSeq lists its product as hypothetical. The transcript has a single exon. The record is from RefSeq and is a predicted model, not a curated record. NCBI's taxonomy places the organism in Eukaryota, Euglenozoa, Kinetoplastea, Trypanosomatida, Trypanosomatidae. The coding region runs from base 1 to 6204 and encodes 2067 amino acids.
AUGAUUAGGGAGGGCAACGAUGCCAAAGGGUCUCCUGAUAUUGAACAAUUAGGAAAACUCAGUAGGACAGUGGUGGACGACCCAUCAGUGCUAAACCACAACCUCCGACAACUCUGCGCCCUCUUUGGAACGGAGUACCAUGAAAAGGCUGACCAAAUGAUGGGUACUAUGAUAGCACUUCACUCAUCACGCAUGCUUUCAACGUCAUGGACAGUGCUUCUUCAGUGUUUACGGGAAACUUCAGACCCACGUGCACAACUUACAUUGCUGUACCACUUUGGUAAUAUUGCGGACCGUAUAAGUAUACCCCAGAGGACAAAUGCCUUUAGGGUGUUCGCAAAGGAAGCCUUGAGACUCUUGUCAUCUAUAGAUGUUGUUGUAAGGAAUCAAUCAUUCUUUGUUCGUUUUCGGGGUGCUAUUGCUGCGCUUGGUGUUUAUGGGGAAAAGGGCCUUUCAGAGGCAAUUCUGGAGAAAGUAAUACCACAUAUAGUAACCUUUCCACGAACUGAGGGCCGUCGUGCUGCAGCACAGUUGGCGGCCCAGCUGGUUACGAGCACACUGCAUUGUGGAUCCUUUACGGGAUUUAUAGAGAAGGUUGAGAUGGAUAGUGACUUAUUAGGAUGUUGUAUCACAAUGGAUGCAAGUUUGCCGCUCCUGCUUGACCAGGCGAAAAAACUCUCUACUAAACCGACUGCAUAUUACACAGUUUGUGAUGCUAAAUCUCGUAUUGACAAAUGGUUGUAUUUGUUGAUAGUUGAAGAACCUACGCGACAUAGGAUUCUUCCAGUCGUGAUUUCUUGCCUUGAAAAGAUGAAGCAGUUUGACCCUACUUGGCAACUCACUUCAGCCGAUAAGAUUGUUGAACGUGCCAUAACAAUUGUGUCUAAGAGCGACACCAAGACUAUUCUACUUUCGCCGCUGCUUAACCUUAUUCGUCUCUUGAUAUCAAAACAGACAAAUCAAUUGGAUGGGGUUUGGUCUCUGACACAUCUACCAGAUCCUAUGAUUCGCUUUGAUGCCUUGAAUACUAUGGCGACAGCGGCAGCAAACGAAAUAGAACCCCAAGUUGCCAAAGAUUUGUUAAUUUGUACAUUUGAUCUCUUUCAAAAGUAUAUGACUGCUCAAUGUAGUUAUACUGUCUCUGGUACGCUUUGUCUUUUUACUGCCUUGACUUCUAAAACCUAUCACGACUCUUCAACAGUUUUUCAUCAGGUGUUGCGUGCUCAUUUUGACUUGGCAAACCCUGUGAAUUUAGUGAGUUCCGUCCGUAUUCACGUUCUUCAGUUGAUAGACAAGAUUCCCGGAGUUUAUGUGACUACGUUUUUCUACGUUCUACUUUGUGCACAAGAUGCAAACGUAAAGGUUCGGAAUUCUGCGUUUACCCUCCUCCUAAAAUGGUGUGGUGCCCAUAUUCUUGAUGAGGUGCUUUUCAGGGAAACGUUUCUUCGAGGUAUUGAUUUUCUGGAAGGUUAUCCUUGUGCAAGGUUGGUGACACAAGGUGAGGAAAAAAGUUGGAUUUCCCACUUUCGGAAUACUACUCAGUUGAUAUUAUAUUUGAUUGAAAAUUUACAUUCAGGAACGGCAAACACUUCCAAAGAACGUCAUCACAUCAUCCAAUGCUCUUGUGAGGGGUUGAUGUUUGUCAGUGCUUCUGAUUUGUGUGGUGCGUCUUCAUCAGCAUCAUAUGGUUUGGGUGUGACAUUACUCGAAGAUACCUUUUACAGGGCUUUUAUAGCGGUUCAUGAUUUGAUACUUUCAUCAGAAACAUUUCCAUUUGAUACAUACGUUUCCUUAAUUUCUGCAGCCACGUCUUGCUUAAAGAGAUGUAGAGAAAGUACUUUAUUUGAUAUAUUUACACAUAAGCAGCUAUUUAAUCGUUCAUGGAAUGUUCUCCAUCGCUGCUGCCAAGCGAUAGAUCCCAUGUCAGCUCCAAAAUUACACAGAGAACGUUCGCUCUAUUUAGUCUGGCAAGAAUUACCAAAGGAUCUUGAACGAAUGAUUGCUUCAUCAGCUAUAUCUGGGCUUACAAAUGUCGUGUAUUAUCAGGAAACUCGUAUUUUUGAGUUGGUAGAAAACACCACAGAUCUUUUUAUUGAGCUUAUUCGAUUUGGCAGUUGCUCCCCUGUCUUUGUUGGUCAACUUCGACGUCUGUAUUCUUACAUACUUGACUGUUUAGACAUCCUAGCCGGCUCCAAUCCAGUGGCUUCGUUAAGAGGAUGCCGAGUAUUGUUCGAGACCUUGUUUUGUAACGGUGCUUUGUCGGAUAGCUUUUCUAAACGAGAAAAUGAGACAAGUACAGAGUGUGGAAGAUUUGUCUCAAUGACCGUAACAAUUCUUACUCGAAGCCUAGCUUUUGAUUUGGUGGUUGCGGGCGAGGAGUUUUUCAGCUUUAUCAAGGUGCUGAUUGAGAUGGAUAAGAGAUCUGGCGACUCUCAGUGCUAUCUCGUCGUCGACGGAGAUUUUUCACUAGUAAAAAGAAUGAUUUCUAUUGUAUCUGAUAGGGAAUAUUACAAUGCCGUUCGAGGUGCUGCUGUGGUGGAGCCUAUUUUAGUUGCAUUAGAGCUGCUUUUCUCAUCUUUUUACUUUCCACGUGUCGCAGAUGUAUGCACACAAGAGGAGUGGACAAGAAUAUUGAGUGUGAUUGAUGAAGCUGCAGUAGACCUACAAAGCGACGUAUUUAACCGUUGCAGAGAUUCAGUGGUCUGUAUAUUGAAGUUGUAUGAGAAAACAUCGUUUAGUAACUCUUCGGUAUCGCCUACAAGAACGAGAUUUGAAUCACUUUUUGAAAAGAAGUGGAAUGGCACAGAAGAGUUUCUGUUGGAGUUUUGUCUUUUGUGUGAAGGUGUGGCCUUUGGGAACCUUUCAGAGGCCAGUCUAGAAUUAGGUAUGAUGCAUGCUAAGUCACUUCCUAUGGCUUUGUGUGCCUGUAUUUUGGAUUCCUCGCUUGUGAGUCGAACUGUUGAAUUGUCUCUCAUAAAGGAAUCUGAAACGUUCAUGCUGGAGCUGCUUUUGGUCGUCAUGGCUAACAUUGACACUAAAAGUAUUGUGAAAAGUGCUGCUUUAACGGUAAAUGAGAUGGUGUUAGGUUCAAAUGAUGAUUUGGUCGCACAGAUUAUUGAUUCAUUUCGCUGGGGAUGGGUAGAAACGGAUACCACACCUAAAACAUUGGAACUCAUUGCAGAUUCCCGAUGUGGCUUUUCACUUCGCAGAGCAAUAUAUGAAGCCGCACGUCAAAACUUCUUUUUGUUUCCUCAGAGUCUGGUUCGAAAUCCUCACUUUAUGCUUGUAGCGUUUUCUUCUUUUCCACAGAUAACAGUACCCAUCUAUACUGAGGAUGAUCGAGGGGAACUUUUCUCAAGUGCAAUAUGUGAGUCACUUGCUGAUCAUUGUAUAGGUGAGACUGUAACUAUUGUUGAUGAGGAGGAUGCUGUCGUUUUUGAUACUACCCAAGAAGGAGAGUUAAUGGGAGCAAUGUCUUUAUGGCCUCUUUUUUUCCCGGGUGUUGCACAAUCAUCGACGCUUUUGUCACGUUUCUUUGGGUUGGAGAAUGCUACAAUAAGGGGAUUGCUAGAAUGUAUUUCGGAAAAACAUGCAGCCGAUGUAUUUGUAACCUUGGGUAAAAAGGGAUUACUGGGCUCACUAAGGGUCGUUGAUAUGAUUGAGCUGACCAGGUUUUUGAUUAGAGGUGGUAUUACUUCGUUCCAAAUGGAUGCAGUAAUAGUUGAUGCAUUUCUGAAGAGAAUUUGUUAUUUACUAUCAGAGUUGUGCGAUACUAGUGAAUUGACCAUAUCCCUAAAGUACUGCUCCAUGUUUUUGCUAGUUCUUGUCGCUCCCAGUAGGGAAAGUCGAUGGCAAGACGUAUUGAAUGAAGAAUGUAUACUAGAUGGGUUUUUGCACUUGCGAGAUAGAGUCCUUUUUAUCAUACGUCGAUGCUUGGAGGUUCGAGUUCCCUCAAUGGAUGUAAAAGGGAUAGCAAAAUACGUCGUCUCCAUUUUUCUUCGCUCACCAAGCUUGAGACAGGGAAUUGAUGAAUCUAUACUGUGGUUAGUGGUAAAGUGCUGUACAUCGUCUGUUUGGGAGGUGAUCAUAGGGGAGGAACUGUGCAGCUCAUCUGAUGUAGCUUCUUUGAAGUUUUUAUGUAAGCUUAAUCAAACUGUUGGGCUACCACCAAAUCUUAUUGAAGAGAUGCACGCACAUUAUACACCAUUACUUCUUUCAUUUGGUAAUUCCCGACAACUGGAUUCAGAUGAACAACGUCUUGUGUUUUGGCUUAUCACCAGUUUGUUGUUGCAUACAGUCAUAUCAGAAGACCGUUUUGUUAAACCGAAAAUGCACAUGGCCUUGACGGAUGCUUUGUGCCAAUACACAGAUUUUCCUUUGGAAUCAGUAUCAUCAGAAGCAGCUUUGUCAAUUCGAUCUUUAUGUAAUGCUUCUAUCUUUCCAUAUUACACUCAACUUCCUGUGUCCCCAAAUGAACGGCAUUGGAAUAUACACACAACAGGGCAUCUCCUCCCAUUGUGUGGGCGGUGUACUCCUUCAAAAGAAGUGGCAGAGAAGAUUCUUACGUCACUUUUACAUCUUUACGCGCACGUGAUUAUUUCGAUUCUCUCGGACGCGUCAGAAUUUCCCGUUUAUUGUGUAUCAGAUGUUUUUUUCUCUUUGACAACACUUUCAGCGGGUAAUUCAUCUCUGCUAAAGCAUACUCAAGCCUAUGAGGGAACUAUUGUGGAGAACAUUCUCCCAUGUCUUUAUUCUUGGUAUCGUGAAUACGCUGCUUUGCUUAUUGAUGGUGUUCAUCUCCAGGGAAACGUUCUUCGUUCGCAUGUGGGUUUACUACCUGAUACAAACAGAUCGAUGAUGUUCCUCGAUGGAUUCAAUAUAUCUACGUGUACAGCUGUAAUAGUAAAUUUGUUUACAGUAGGAAGCGCGAAAAUUCCUGGAUAUAUAGAUGUGGGGGAUGCCCUCACAAGAAUGCUUUCAAUGGAUAUUUUUUCCUACGUAGGUGCAGUUACUGCUAUUAUUAUUAUCUCUGGAUCAGCUACCCGUAAAGAGCUUGCUCCCGUGGCCUCUAUGCUGGCACGGCGCUUGUUUGACGACUUGGAGUCAAGCGCAUGGGGUGGAUUGUCAUUUAAUUUCGGCAUUUUGCAGAUACUGCGCAGUGCAUGUAGUAUUCUUGCGGCACUUCCAGACGAGCAUAUUUCAAUGCGGAUAUGUGAAGCUAUAUGGAAUGGUGUCCUCACCAAAUCGUGCACUCGACGCCUUGAACAGUAUGCAUAUUAUACGCUGCAAUGUGUUGCUCAUAUGACAGUUGUGGGUCAGACACAAUGGCGCACAUUGCGGGCCCUCCUAAACUAUACACCGAAGAACAAAGGAGCUCUCGAUGCUUUUCCCCUAGUUGCAUCUCAAAUAUCUAAUUCUGAAGAAAAUGAUGGCUCAGGAUCUACUGCUUGUUUUGCUCUUGUGAGGCAGACUUCGCUACCGUUUCAAAAAUCAUUUUUUGCCUCCAGAAUAAAGAGAGAGAGAAGAAACCUCUUCUCUCUUUCAACGGCUGCUUCAUUGGUUUUGCAUGGUUCGUACGGUGAAGGUCAGUUGGAAGAAGUGGAUCACAAUCGUAUUCAAGUGAUAACAUUGUUGGAUUCUCUACAUGAUGCCCCAUCAUACGUGGGCGAUAUUGCGGUUGCCAUUCUCCAUGAAUUAAUGUUUACGGUUCUUGAACAAGAAGACGCUUUGUUCAUAACCUUUAACAGGUUUGAUUUUACACCUGUUUCCCAGCGACUGCUUUUGUAUGCGCUUCAUGAGAUGUCCGAGAGCGUCAUGCGGGAUAAUUCAAAAGAGGACUCCCGCUGGUGUGUCAUUGCAGACACCACACGGCUGUUGUUUGGAGCGUGUCUGGGUAAAACAAAAGUUGAUUUGGCCUCUUGGUGGUGGUUAACAUGUGCCAUACUGAACAGUUUUCUUGGAAUAAAAAAUACAGACUACUCAGGUGCCAUUUCUGUCAUCCUGGCUCAAACAUGCAGCAUAGCUACACAGCGAAUGUUGGCUUUAAGGAUUACUUUGUAUCUCUCUGAAGUGGAUGGAUAUGGGCCUGUAUUGAGAGUGUUCUUGACAGAACUGAAAGAAAUGUGUCUUUCUAGGUCGUCAGAGGAAAUCGCGGCUAGAUGUGUAACGGAUAUUCUCACUACUUUGCUACAAGUGAUCCUUUGA